UCUGCUGUCGCUCGCACUUCACUCGAAAUCCGAGAGCAGGAGGCGAAAGGGGAAACACAUUCACAAGAUAAUGAAGCCUGAGUGUCGGUUCAUCUCACCGCGUUAGGUUUUUACGUGACACCGUCAAAAGCUCGCCGGUAAAUGUGAUUUGGCUGCACCCACCAUGUCCAGAGGUGCGUGGUCCAAGCGUUCGAGGUCUGGGGCAUCCCCGGGGCUGUGUGAGCCCCCUCAGGGUCCGGGCAUCCAUGUGUACCUGUUCUGGUCAAAGGAGGGCGAAAGAUAUUUGUCCCACACAGGUGGACAGGUCACAGCAGAGGAGCUGUGCAUCUCAGCUGCAGAGGCUGUAGGGAUAACUCCUUUGUGCCAUGUGUUGUUUGCUCUGUAUAAUCCACAAUCUCGCUGCUGGUACAGUCCGAACCACGACUUCAGUCCAGAGAACGCUGGCCUCGUACUUCACUACUGUAUGAGGUUUUACUUUCGGAAUUGGCAUGGACUGAAUGAGAAGGAGCCAACUGUAUACCGUUAUGCUCUCAGAUCCGGGACAAAUCAGGGGGGAUCGCCACUGCUUGAAAUCACAUCCUUAGAAUACUUAUUCUUCCAGGCUAAAUAUGAAUUCGUGAACGAAGUAGUGCAGUUGGAAGACCUUCAGUCACAGGAAGAGAUAAGUCGCUUCAAAAAUGAGAGCUUGGGGAUGGCCGUGCUUCAGCUAUCACACCAGGCAAUACAGACAGGCAGCACCUUACAAGACGUUGCCGAAAAAGUCAGUUUCUUGCGAUGCAUCCCGAGAUCUUUCGCCAAACAGAUUUCCAAGGACAACUUCCUGACAAAAAUCAGGAUCCGGCGGGUGUUUGCAGAGUUUGUGGGGACCUUCCAGCACACUGUGGAUAAGGGGCAGCUGGGCGCCCAAGAGAUCAUGUAUAAGUACAUCUCUACGCUUGAACACUUGGCGCCGCGUUUUGGCACGGAGACCUUCCCUGUGUCCCACCUGGAACUGAGAGAGGACGGUGAUGGAAGCAGCUCUUACUCUAACACCACCCAUGCACAGGGUGCCUCGAAGGACAGCUUCAGAAUGCCAGCCACACAUGAGAUAAUGGUGUCUGGCACCAAGGGGAUCCAGUGGAGGGAGGUGUCCAGUCAUAAGGCGCAGGCAAACACUUACCUCAGGAAUGACUACAUGAACUACAUGAAGAGAACAAAACAACAGUCCAGCCAACCGAAUGCAAACACUCCCAAUAAAUGGACCUCCUUCUGCGAUUUCCCUGAAAUAACUCACAUAGCCAUCACUGGAGAUAAUGUGUGCAUUAGCACUCAGGACAAUCACUGCAUGGAGGUUCAGAUGAACUCCAGCCAGGAGGCCCGUUCCUUCAUCUCCCUCCUAGAUGGAUACAACCGACUGACUGCGUUCACCCACCACUAUCUUUGUCAUGAAGUGGCUCCCCCAAGGGUAGUGCUGAGUGUAGCAAAUGGACUGCACGGACCUAUGCAUGAUGACUUUGUGCUGCUGAAGCUGAAAAAGGAAGCAGCAGAGGAGGGAGCUUUCCUCGUACGUUGGAGUGCUCUCGACUAUCACCGUAUCAUCCUUGCUGUCCUGAGCAAAAAUGGGAACGGAUCGAAGCCAAGCCACAAGCAGUUCCGGAUUCACCUAAAAGGUUCGAUGUUUUGUCUGGAGGGUUGGGACAAAGAAUUCUCCAGCAUGAGGGAGCUCACAGAGAGCCUCAAGACCUAUGUGCUCAAGUCUGGAUCGGACAGCUUUACUGUCAAAAAGUGCUGUUUGCCAAAACAAGGAGAGCUAACCAACCUUCUGGUGGUGAGGCAAGGUGUUCACACUGAAUCCUUGUCCGUGAAUACGGCACAGCUACGCUUCCACCAGAUCAAGGACAAAGACAUUGUACAGGGACAGCAUCUGGGCCGCGGGACCAGAACCAACAUCUACUCCGGGCGUCUGCUGGUGCGAGGUGGAGGAGAAAAUGAGGAUGACGAUGAGUUCAACAACAACUCUGCUGACCGCAAAGAAGGGAUCCAAGUAGUUCUCAAGAUUCUGGACCAAAGCGAUAAAGAUACUGAUAUAGGAUUUUUGGAGACAGCGAGUCUCAUGAGCCAGGUGUCCCACAGUCACCUGGUGUUUGUACAUGGUGUGUCAGUCAAAGGUUCUGAAAAUAUCAUGGUGGAAGAGUUUGUGGAAUUUGGGCCUUUGGAUGUUUUCCUUCGCAAAGAAAAGGCCUCAGUGACGCCACAGUGGAAAUUCAUUGUUGCAAGACAACUUGCUAGUGCCCUCAAUUAUCUUGAGACCAAACGGCUGGUUCAUGGAAACGUCUGUGCCAAAAACAUUCUGGUGGCGAGACGUGGUCUGGAGCAUGGCACCACUCCUUUUGUAAAGCUGAGUGACCCAGGGAUCGCCCUGAGCGUCCUUUCAAGGGAAGAACGUCUUGAGCGCAUCCCGUGGGUUGCCCCUGAGUGUAUCGACAUUGGUGCACCCAUUGGCAGUGCUGCUGACCAGUGGAGCUUUGGCGUCACGUUGCUCGAAAUCUGCAACAAUGGCGAUCUUCCCAUGAGUGGCAGCACACUGUCCGAGAAAGAGCGCUUUUUUCAGCAAAAGGGCCGUUUAGCCGAACCAUCCUCCCAGGAACUGGCCAGCUUCAUCAGCAUGUGUUUGACGUACGAGCCUGUGGAGAGGCCUUCAUUCCGCACUGUGCUCAGAGAGCUCACGGACAUCAUGAUGAAAAAUCCUGAUAUAUCCCCCAGUGAAACUCUCCCAGACACAGACCCGAGCGUGUUCCAUAAACGCUACCUGAAAAAGAUGCGGGACUUAGGAGAGGGCCACUUUGGAAAGGUGACUCUCUACUUGUAUGACCCAGCCAAUGAUGGGACAGGGGAGCGCGUGGCAGUGAAAGCUCUGAAACAAGAGAACAGCCAAGUACCUGAUGGCUGGAUAAAGGAGAUUGAGAUCCUGAAGUCUCUUUAUCACAGCAACAUUGUCAAGUACAAGGGCUGUUGUACUGAGCUGGGAGGACAAGUGGUGCAGCUGAUAAUGGAGUACCUUCCCCUGGGGAGUCUGCGGGAGUACCUUCCCAAACGUAAACUGGGAAUGUGCCAGUGCCUUAUGUUUGCUCAGCAGAUCUGUCAGGGCAUGGAGUACUUGCACUCAAAGCGAUACAUCCAUCGAGACCUGGCUGCUCGUAAUGUCUUGGUGGAAAAUGACAGUUUGGUAAAGAUUGGAGAUUUUGGCUUGACAAAAUACAUCCCCGAAGGCGAGAUUUACUAUCGUGUCCGCGAGGAUGGUGACAGUCCAGUGUUCUGGUAUGCCAUUGAGUGCUUGAAGGAAAGCAAGUUUUCCUUUUCCUCUGACAUUUGGUCCUUUGGUGUCACGUUGUAUGAGAUCCUGACCCGCUGUGACCAUCGCCAAAGCCCUCCAUUAAAGUUCUUUGAAAUGAUGGGGGCGACCCAGGGACAGAUGACCGUGAUGGUCCUGAUAAAACUGCUGGAGAAACAGCUGCGAUUACCUCGUCCUAAAGACUGCCCGCACGAGGUGAAGCUGAUAAUGGAGCAGUGUUGGACUGCGGACCCUUCACAGCGGCCAACAUUCGGAUCUCUGAUCGAAAAGUUGGAGGCUAUUCGCCAAACAUAUGACUGGCAGUCUAAUAUAAACUUUUCCUCAGCCCAGAUUUACUGAUCAGGACUCUGAAGAUCUACUUGUCUGUCCACAUGCAUACACUUUGCCAUUAUAACAACCAUAUAUUACAGCUAAUGUUGCUGUGCAAUUCCUACAUUCUUCAUCCACAUAGACCUCUUUAUACUGUAGGUUUCUUUUUUGAUAAACUGCUAUCUUCUCAUAUAUGAUAUUAACCCGAUGAUAAACUCCAUUGGUGUGAUUUGUUUUGAAAAGUGGAAAUUUAUGAAAUGUGAUGCCCUGGGCAGUCAGCCACUGAGCUCUAGCUCUUUUAAAAAUCAUAGGUUUGCAUAUAUCACAGUAAGUAUUAAGAAUGUCUGCAAAGUUGGAAGAUUCACAGGAUUUCAUUUUAUGUUUAAUGUUUGUACAUUUUUGAGUGUAUGUUAACUUUUCAUUUUGUAUAAACCAAAAGAACAAAUUUAAAAUCUUGUAAGCCAUUUUUCACAUGCCCUUUUAUUAAAGAUUGAAACCAA
This is a messenger RNA of Plectropomus leopardus (leopard coralgrouper), 4140 nucleotides long. It is a transcript of the gene tyk2, whose product is annotated as tyrosine kinase 2. The record is from RefSeq and is a predicted model, not a curated record. Lineage: Eukaryota; Metazoa; Chordata; Actinopteri; Perciformes; Serranidae. Gene Ontology annotation, molecular function: growth hormone receptor binding; non-membrane spanning protein tyrosine kinase activity; ATP binding. Gene Ontology annotation, biological process: cell differentiation; protein phosphorylation; cytokine-mediated signaling pathway. Gene Ontology annotation, cellular component: cytosol; cytoskeleton; membrane.